CGGCCGGCAUCGAAGGUGGCGGUAGUCGCGCAUUGCCCACUUGACGGAAAGGCUGCCGCUGAUUGCUUCGAGCGAGCAACACCACGUGCAUGCUACGAUCUUUUUUAUAACUCAUCUCCAAAGUUUCGAUUAUUUUUCGCGAGUUUUCGCAGUUUUUCUUUCGUUUCUCUUUACUGGUUGCAUACGUCGCGGUUCCGUGCAGUGCAACCGAAUUGCGAGCGAGAGUGGUGAACGCAGGAGGCUGCGGUUUGGCGUAAGGGAUGAUCUAGUGACGAAGUGAUAUUAUGGUGAAACAUUUGUGGUGGUUGCGCACGUGAUUAUUGAUAGGAGGGACAGGAAGAACACGCGGGAAUUUGCAACAUGUUGUUCAGAUACAUGGUAGCAACUCUUCUGUUGGCGUUCAGCAGUUGUUCUAUUACAACCAACUCUCCAGAACUUGCAGCACCGUUUUUUGAUGGAGAAGAAAACGACCUCGGAGAUAAAGAGUACGAUUUGCUGGGAUUGCUGAGAACUGAUUUUGUCGAAUCAAAAACGCAGUACAUAACGACAGGACCAGAUGAUUUUCCGGUUUUCGGACUACGUCCAGGGUCGGAUUUUAAGGCGCCCUAUCGAUUUUACUUGCCGGAACGUAUAUUACCGCAUUUUUCUAUCCUCGUUGGAGUUAAACCCAAUUCCCACGGGCAAGCAUAUGUUUUCGCCGUCGUACAUCCGAAAGAAACUAAGGUACAUUUCGGUAUAAAAUUAACACCGGUCGAAGAGCAAACGAACAUCUCCCUUAUUUAUACGUAUCCUAAUCAAUAUGAGUCCCAAUCUAUAGCCGAUUUCCUAGUUCCUAAAUUUGACAAUACAUGGACCAAAUUUGCGUUCCAAGUUACACCACAUAAUGUGACCCUGCAUCUUAACUGCAAAAAAGAAGCGACAGUCGAAUUAACCGAAGAACUCCAGCCACUUACUUUCAACUCAACAUCGACAUUCUACGUAGGACAAGCAGGUCCUAAAUUAAAUGCAGCGUAUGAUGGUGCCUUGGAGCAACUUAAACUCUAUUUUGAUCCGUCAAUGGCAGCAGUUCAGUGCAACACUGGAUUUCAGGGAUUUCAAUCAGGCGACGGAUCUCCAGAUACUUGGCCAGACAUCGAUAAGCGUCAAUUUAGCAUCGACGCACCGGCCAGUAUGCUGAGUUAUAUUUCGGAACACAUCCCUUAUAAUGUGGAGUUCCUACCGUGUUACGUAGAAAUUAACGAGUAA
Molecule: messenger RNA, 1245 nt
Organism: Agrilus planipennis (emerald ash borer)
Lineage: Eukaryota; Metazoa; Arthropoda; Insecta; Coleoptera; Buprestidae
Product: collagen alpha-1(XV) chain-like
Exons: 7
Coding region: 361-1245 (294 amino acids)
Source: RefSeq, a predicted model, not a curated record